Triplophysa dalaica is the source of this 1565-nucleotide messenger RNA. Its product is annotated as heparan sulfate glucosamine 3-O-sulfotransferase 1-like. The coding region runs from base 418 to 1347 and encodes 309 amino acids. Gene Ontology annotation, molecular function: [heparan sulfate]-glucosamine 3-sulfotransferase activity. The transcript is spliced from 3 exons. The record is from RefSeq and is a predicted model, not a curated record. NCBI's taxonomy places the organism in Eukaryota, Metazoa, Chordata, Actinopteri, Cypriniformes, Nemacheilidae.
GCACGCUCGCUCGCGCUGAACUCAGCUCGAGUGUGUGAUCAGUGUCGCGCUCGGCGCUUGUGGAGACGCAGCGGUUCCGAUUAUUUCCUCGCGUGUGUGAGAGACGCGACGCGACGCGACGCGCGUGAGUUCAGCGCUUCUGCGGGACGCGCCGGAGGUUCGAGAGGAGACGCGGCGCGAUGGAGCGCUCGCGAGGAAACACAGUCUUACUGCUGGUCAACAAAAUGAAUUCACACAAAGGCCCACAAUAUCCCAGAUGUGAUUGCAAAAAAGAUGUUCUGUGGACUGACGCUCACACUCUGAGUGAUCUCCGGCCCUGAGCCUUUACCACGUCCCACGAGACGCCUCGUCGCUAACACGCCGCCGGUCACCGUUCCGCUUCGCUGGCUUCCCGUCCGUCUCUUGCUGUCUGUCUCCAUGGCCACCUUUCUGAGCUCCGUGCUCCUGCUGGUGCUGCGGACGUACGCCGCUCCUCCAGAACACAUCCAGGUGUGGCCGGGCGGGUGGACGCCGGUCCCGGGAGAGGCCGGAAACGAAACGCUCUCGCCGUCUCUGGUGCCGCCGCCGGGAACCGCUCAGCACGCUCCUCACAGCAUCAUCAUCGGCGUCCGGAAAGGAGGCACUCGAGCGCUGCUGGAGAUGCUGGACAUUCACCCUGAGGUGGCUGCGGCCGCCACAGAGGUUCACUUCUUCGAUUGGGACGAGAACUACGUCAAAGGUUUGGAGUGGUACCGGGAGCAGAUGCCCUACUCGUACCCUCAUCAGAUCACUGUGGAGAAGACGCCGGGGUACUUCACGUCUCUGGCGGCCCCCGCGCGCAUCUGCGCCAUGAACCCGUCCAUCAAACUCCUGCUGAUCCUGAGAGAUCCCACCGAGAGGGUCGUCUCCGACUACACACAGGUUUACUUCAACCGGCUGGAGAACCGCAAGCCCGUGCAGGCCAUCGAGCGCAUGCUGGUGAAGAACGGCGCCUUGAACACGCGCUACAAAGCCAUCCAGCGCAGUCUGUACGACGUGCACAUGAGAAACUGGCUCCAGUAUUUCCCCCUGCGGCAGAUUCACAUCGUGGACGGAGACACGCUGAUCCGUGACCCGCUGCCGGAGCUUCAGAGGGUGGAACGCUUCUUGGAUCUGCCGCCUCGGAUUCAGGCCUCCAACUUCUACUUCAACCAGACCAAAGGCUUCUACUGCAUCCGCAGCGACGGGCACGAGAGGUGUCUGCACGAGUCCAAGGGACGUCCUCAUCCCCCCGUCAACGGCACCGUGCUGCGCCAGCUGCGCUCCUACCUGCGCCAACAUAAUCGAGACUUUUACAGACUUAUUGGACGAACCUUUAACUGGCACUAGCGGGACGGGCCAAUCAGAGCCGAGGGAGCGAUGUUAUCAAUCACCCUCUGUGCUGCUGUUAAGACACCAGUGUCACACAUUUGGUGAUUUUCUCUCCUUCUCUUUGUUUGUUUGAUAUUCUUGUACUUGAUAAUAAAUUGUUCUGCUGCCAACACUCUGAAUGUCUCUGGUGUUAGAACGAUGAUGUUUUCACACUGGUGUUAUUUGUAGACGUGGUG